Molecule: messenger RNA, 3413 nt
Organism: Aspergillus caelatus
Lineage: Eukaryota; Fungi; Ascomycota; Eurotiomycetes; Eurotiales; Aspergillaceae
Product: putative SH3 domain protein (Cyk3)
Exons: 1
Coding region: 136-3015 (959 amino acids)
Source: RefSeq, a predicted model, not a curated record
CCAACAUCCCGCGAAAUCUCUCCACUGCAGCUUCAGGAACGUGAAGAGUCGCCGCCGCCACCACCUCCUCCCCCACACAGAGUCGCUGUCAAUCGUCAACCGUCCAUAGAAAUAGGUGUCCCGACUCGCUACGACAUGAACGACCGUUAUGUGACGAUGCCGAGGACCCCCUCUCCAGCGGCACAUUCAGAUGUGAACGGACAUACACCCUCUCCCCUGCGAGAUGCAAUGGAAGACGUCAUGACAUCUUUAGAGGAUAUGGGCAUGUUCCGAGAGACUCAUUCGCCAUCUCCUCAGCCGAUGUUUGACAACCCAUGGUCACCGGAUGCUUAUGACAAUCUGCGGGACAGUCGAUCUUUGCAGGUCAUGAGUCGCCCAUUAACCUCAUUGGGAUUUGAUGGUGAGAAGGAGUAUCAAUAUCAUGGUGGCCAGCCGAAUAGGAGCAGCGUAUACGCACAGGACCACUUCCUCGACGGACCUCCACAAAUAAACAACUAUGUGCAAAGGAUGGAAAGCCGGCUUCGUCAAAUGCAGGAGCAAAGCCGAAGAGGGUCUGAAGAUGUACAAAUGCCAGAGGAUGAUGAGGAACCUCCUCCGCCACCUCCCCGAAAUGUUCCUUACCACGGAAGACACAAUUCCAUUCCGGCUCAGUACCCCUAUCUAAAGAACCGCCGUUCUGGGCAGGACAUGAGAGCGGAAAUGCUCAACCGGAGCUACACUAAUAAGUCGAGUACUACAAAUUCUUCGAGUGGCGUGCAGAGUAACGGUACCAACAUCACAACGAGCACCGAACGAACCAGUCAGAGCCUUAUGAGUGGUCCAUCAGCCGGCGGAUUUAGUGCGACCAGCGCAGGUAGUUAUGCCCGGAGGGGGAUCGGAGCAAAUGAGCGACCCAAUACCGCACUAGACACUUUCCGCACAAGAGGCUUCAGUGAUGUAUCAAGAGUUCCGCGACCCGAAACCCCCCUAACCGGAGUAUCAUACCAUUCGAGUCAUAAUACCUCUCGACAGGGCGCUUCAUCAGCCAUUCCCUGGUCACCUUCGGGCACCGGACCCGAAGAGUCUGCCGGAGUAUUCGGAGGCCUUUCCACCCCCAAAGCCAAAAAACAAGGGUUUUUCAAAAAGAUCUUUGAAUCUGCAAAAACCGGUGCCGCUAAUGCCAGAAGCAGCAUUGCAGUUGGGCAAAAUGGCGGGUCCUAUUCACCUACGAAGGGUAGAGCGAUUUCUCCAAUCCGCUCUUCACACUCCCACCGUGAUACUGCUCGGGAGAUGGGACUCGGCAGUAAUGGUAUUGAUUGGGUCCAAGUGCGGCGCGAUGUGAACCGAGCAAGCUCUCCCAGCCGAAACGAAAGAAUGGAGAGAGUUGAGCGGUGCCACAUGAUGGAUUAUCCAGUUAUCUACGCGGUGGAAGAGCUCUAUGAGACUGCUGAAGGUGAUGAAAGCAUUGAUGGUCUACCAAUCAGUGAGCCUACCAACUUUGGCUCUGUCAAUUUAUCCCUUGUCGACAAGAGUGCUCGAUUCGUUAACAGCCUUCCCCCAAUGACCAACCCUAUGAGUCUCGCGCAAGGGUAUGUCUGUCGGCCUUACAAGAGUGAUGUUCAAAGGCUUCGCGCCAUCUUCACUUGGGUCAGUGAGAAGAUUGCUUGGGAUGAGCCUGUUGAAGAAGUCGGAAUGGAUCUCAAACGGGUACUACAGACAAAAAGGGGAAGUCCUCAGGAAGUUGCAUUCCUCGUUAGAGAAAUGUGUGCCGCGGUUGGCUUGCAUGCCGACGCAAUAAAAGGGUAUCUCAAGUCUCCUGGUGAAUUAUUUGACUUGGACAGCCUAUCCCGAGCCAAUCAUUGGUGGAAUGCCGUACUGGUUGAUGGUGAAUGGCGCAUCAUGGACUGUUCGUUAGCAAGCCCAACCAACCCGCGGAGGAGCCAGUUCGUUACCAACAACCCUUCGUCGGCAGAAAGUUGGUAUUUCCUCGCCCGUCCUCUGGAGAUUUGUUAUACACAUGUACCUCUUUCUCAUGAAGAACAACACAUCUGCCCUCCUAUUUCCCCCGACGUGCUUCUUGCUCUGCCUACUACUUGCCCAACAUAUUUCAAGAUGGGCCUGCAGUUUCCUGAUUACGAUACCAGUGUUGUCCGAAUUGAAGGUCUGGAAGUCUUACAAAUCCGUCUCUUCGUACCUCCAGAUGUAGAGUGUGCCGCCGAAAUCGAAGCUCCCGCUUUCGCCCGGGACGCAGAUGGUGACUUCUUUGAAAGUGGAGAGGUGGUACGCAAGCGUGCCCUGGUCCAGCCCGACUGGGUCAACGGUCAAAAGCGUAUCACUGUCAAAGCCAUUUUACCAGGCGACGAAGGACAGGGCACGCUCAAGGUGUAUGCGGGAAAGAAAGGGCUGAUGCACUCCAGCCGGGAUAUUCCGCAUCCUCUAGCUCUCACGCUCCCAAUUAUUCAUGCUGGGGAGAAUCCACCAUAUGAUUUCGUGCUCCGUCAUCCAACUCCUCAUGCCCAGCGCCACGAUUUGUAUAUCAUGCAGCCCCAGUGCGCAAGGCUUGCAGUCAACAAUACCUUCGUCUUCGCCGUACGACAACAUCCUUCCUCCCCGUCAUCUUCGUCAAUGAGCAAUGAAGCAGGUGUCAGUGGGCGAAUCUCUCCAUCUGUGUUCUCUCGACCCGCCAGUGCACUUAGCAUGGUCUCCAGCUCUGCUGGUGGGUCCUCCGUGUCUACCGUCUCGAAUGAAUUCUCCGCGUCGACGUCAGCUAUCUCAUCGGGUCGGUCGGCCUCCGGGCGCGAGAAACCGGCCAAAUUAGCGAUACAAUCGCCAUCAAACAAGAUCCUACGGUUGACUCGAAAAGCCGACCACAUGAUCAGUGCCAACUCCAAUGCCGAAUCGGGCACCGAUGCUACAGCUGACGGUAGUGUCUGGGAAACGGUCAUUAAGAUCGGGGAACGGGGUACCUGGAGAGGCUUGGUCCUCGCGGAUCGCGUCGCCCGGUGGUGUGUCUUCUGUGAAUGGGAAUGUUUUUAGAAUCUAGAACAUUCCCGACUAAAUCUCGUUUACCAGUCGCGUUCACGAAAUACUCACGAUAUCUUGACCUUGCUUCUCCCAGGCCCGAUGUUUUUCUCCAGAUGAUCCUCAACAAUAGAGACCAAACUGGUCCAAUUUUUCCUUUGAUAUAUUCUUUUUCCUUACCGAUUACGCUCCUUGCUUAACGGUUGCAUGCAUUGCAUUAUCUGAGUCGGGGUUGGGGUCCUGCAUAGUUGCAUCAAGAAAUGUUCAUUUGGUUUGGUCGGGCUUACCCUAGACGGGCAGCAUCAUGGAUUCAGGUUAUGACAUAUAUGGAGUUAUCAGGUAUAUUCUCAAGUCUAUGGAGCCGGUGUUCAACGUGUGAUUAUCCAUUCUACUUACUUUCCUUCUUCUUUUUU